Messenger RNA from Aspergillus fischeri NRRL 181, 1008 nucleotides. Its product is annotated as MIP/aquaporin family protein. Gene Ontology annotation, biological process: glycerol transmembrane transport; water transport. The transcript has 3 exons. The record is from RefSeq and is a predicted model, not a curated record. Gene Ontology annotation, molecular function: water channel activity; glycerol channel activity. Gene Ontology annotation, cellular component: plasma membrane. Bases 1 to 1008 code for a protein of 335 amino acids. Lineage: Eukaryota; Fungi; Ascomycota; Eurotiomycetes; Eurotiales; Aspergillaceae.
AUGACUGUCCUCAAACAAGUCCUCGAUAAUGCAGAGAUACAGGAGAGUGCUUUUGUCACUAUGACUGCUAGUAAUAAAGGCGGGGCUUCUAUGCUGGAGAAUGCUUUUGGGUCCCAAGGGGCUCAGGUCAUGCUCCCAGAACCAGCUUGGAGCAAGGUCCGGACUUACUGCCGUGAUGCAUUCUCUGAAUUCUUCGGAACUAUGAUCCUCAUCCUCUUUGGAGAUGGCGUGGUUGCUCAGGUCACACUUAGCAAAGGAGAAAAGGGUGACUAUCAAUCAAUCUCCUGGGGCUGGGGGAUCGGAGUCAUGUUGGGUGUCUACGCGAGUGGCAUCUCCGGAGCACACAUCAACCCUGCAGUGACCUUUGCAAACUGUGUCUUUCGCAAAUUCCCAUGGCGAAAAUUCCCCGUCUAUGCCAUUGCCCAGAUACUGGGAGCGAUGUGUGGAGCAGCUAUUGUCUAUGGGAAUUACAGGUCGGCCAUCGAUCAGUUUGAAGGGGGAGCACACAUUCGGACAGUGCCUGGGUAUUCUCCUACAGCCACCGCGGGCAUCUUCUGUACCUACCCGGCGGAAUUCAUGACCAGGACGGGACAAUUCUUCUCGGAGUUUAUCGCCAGCUCCAUCCUGAUGUUCUUGAUAUUUGCUCUGAAAGAUGACGGAAAUAUCGGGGCUGGUCCCCUUACCCCCCUUGCGCUCUUCUUUGUGAUAUUUGGCAUUGGCGCUUGUUUUGGGUGGGAGACUGGGUAUGCCAUCAACCUGGCUCGAGAUUUCGGGCCUAGAUUGGUUUCCUAUAUGAUCGGAUACGGCCCCGAGGUCUGGAGGGCAGGAAACUAUUACUUUUGGAUCCCCAUGGUAGCGCCAUUCAUAGGGUGCACUUUCGGCGGAUGGAUGUACGAUAUGUUCCUGUACACGGGGACAGAUAGCCCAGUGAACACGCCAUAUGCCGGACUACGGCGGCUGAUCCAGCCAGUGGAGAAAAAGUCGAUUGACUCGCAGAGCCAAGUAUGA